This is a messenger RNA of Anarrhichthys ocellatus (wolf-eel), 1133 nucleotides long. It is a transcript of the gene tmem244, whose product is annotated as transmembrane protein 244. The transcript is spliced from 7 exons. Lineage: Eukaryota; Metazoa; Chordata; Actinopteri; Perciformes; Anarhichadidae. The coding region runs from base 230 to 754 and encodes 174 amino acids. The record is from RefSeq and is a predicted model, not a curated record.
CUUUAUCCUUUAAUUUUGAUGGAGAGAGGAGAGGCGCAGUGUGUGAAGGAAGCAACGAGUAAAAUAAAGAUAGACACAAUGGGAGAACUGAGAGAUCGGAAAAGAAGAAAGAGGAUGGUAGAAACAGGAAGUAAAGAAAUGGAAAAAACGGAACAUUCAGAAUGACUUAAUGGAGGGAUGAGGAAGAUACCCAAAGCCUACAUUCUCUCAUUUAGACCAGCAGCCAUUCAUGUUGUUGGACUACUGCUGUCGUUGUUUUGGAUUCACGCUCAUAAAACGCCAUGGACCCUUCUCCCUCAAGACUACACCCAGUGAUACCUUGGUUGUCCUACAGAAUCUGUUGAUGUGCAUGGUGUGCUUCUACUCUCUCUACUACAUGGUGGUCAGUCUCUGCAUCGGACUGCUCAGGGUUCAUGAGAUCAACAGCUUGUUGGCUCCAUUUGACUACACAACACAACCGUCAUGGCAGAACCCCAAAUACCUCGUUGGUGUCAUUUCCACAGAAGUGACCUAUGUUUUGGGAGGGCUGGUAUUCGCCUGGAUUGUCGAGGAUUGGGUUUGGGAUUACGCCAUAACUGUCACACUGCUGCACAUCGCGAUGACUGUGGCAGUGAUGUCGGACUUCCCUUCAGCUGAGCACUGGUGGAUAGCUCUGGGUUCAGGCCUGGUGAUGAUGAUAUUUGGAGGACAGCUCAUGGCCCAUAAACUCUUCAGAAGCAACUUUGUCUAUCCAGCUGAACUACAGAACUUCUAAUGACAAAAGCUUUUAAUCGGUUUACUUGUUAAUCUAAGGUCCGGACACAUCCACUGGGUUCACUUUUUAAUAGGUUCACAUUAACAUCGAUGUGAGCAACUACAGUGUGGCUAUCAAGAAUAUACUGUAUUAUUAUAAAAAGCAACCACAAGAAACUCUUUCCUUACUAGAUCCUUACUUUGUUUUUUAGCUAAUAGGCACAUCCCUCCUUGUACAAAUGGCCCAACUUUGUCUAUUUUCUAAAUCAUAUUCUGUACAGUUUAAAUAAUGUUUUGUAUUGUUUCUUUAUUAACUGAAUACAAAUAGAGGAGAUGACACUCGUAGCAUUCUGUAAAAGACUGGAUUUACAGCUGCUAAAUAAAAUCUGAGUUAAAACAAA